AUGGCGUCCGCAAACGCCCUGCGGAACCUAAUGCGGCCAUCGGUGACGGUGAUGACGGCUCGAAUUCAUCCCGCCAUGUUCGCCGUCGCCUCCUUUUCGACCAGCCCUGCCCUCGCCGCCGCCCCUCCACCGACGAUCAAGAGCAGACGAGAUCUUCCGAAGAAGACAAAGAAGACGUACAAGAAGAAGUCCAACGUCGUACCUGUCAAGAAGCCGAGCCCGGGCGAGCGAAAGGCGUUCCGGCAGCGAAUACAGCUCAGCAACAACAGCGCACUGCCCGUCCAAGGCCUCGGGGAACUGGCACCGGAGACGAUGGCGAGUGCGGAGAACAAGGGCAAGCUUUUCACGAUCCCCGACCAGGUGGUGGACCUGCUGCGGACGCUCGAAGCCUUCAAGCCAACUCAGUCGUGGAACCUAUUCAGGCGGCCGCAUUUCUUGGUCCGCGAGGAGACGGCCCAGUUGAUCGGCAGGCUGGAGAGCGCAAGGAAAGGAAAGGAGUCACUCACAUGCGUCCUGACGGGUAGUCGGCUGUCAGGGAAGAGCUUGACCCUGCUGCAAGCCAUGGCACAUGCUCUGUUGAACGGAUGGGUGGUCAUCCACGUUCCCGAAGGUCAGGACCUCACCAACGGAAACACCGAGUACGCGGCUGUCACGGACACCAACCCAACCCAGUAUGCCCAACCGGUGUACUGCCUCAAGCUUCUUCAGAAUAUCUACAAGGCGAAUAAGGCGGUCCUCGAAAAGCUGGAGAUGCAAAAGGACUGGUCCAAGCUCACAAACUUGAAGAGCGGUGCCACGCUGGCCGAUUUGGCCCUCAGCGCCAAGGAGAGUGAAUAUGCGUGGCCCACGCUCCAUGCUCUCUGGACGGAGCUGACCCUGCCCGGCCGUCCUCCUGUUCUGUUCGGCCUCGACGGCUUGUCGCACAUCAACAUGAUCAGCGAAUACAGGGAUCCGGCCUUCAAUGAGAUCCACGCCCAUGAUCUCACCCUCAUCCGCACCUUCGUCGACGCUCUGUCAGGCGCGACGAAGCUUCCCAACGGUGGCGCCAUCAUCGCCGCGACCUCUGGCAACAACGCCCACCACCAUCCCUCUCAGGAGCUCGUCUUGUCCCAGCUCGAGGCUGGCCAGGCCGGUCGUGAUAUCCCGAAGCCGAAUGCGUACGAGCGAAAGUACGACGAUCGAGUGUACGACGCCCUCAAGAACAGCUACGUUCUUCGACUGGAGGGCCUCUCCAAGGAUGAGAGCAGAGCCUUGAUGGAGUACUGGGGUGCCAGUGGGCUAGUCAGAGAUGUGCUCAACACGCGGACCGUGUCCGAGAAGUGGGCUCUCGCUGGUCAUGGUAUUGUCGGUGAGCUGGAGCGUGUUUCUCUCAUGACGAUGCGCAUGUAA
Molecule: messenger RNA, 1389 nt
Organism: Drechmeria coniospora
Lineage: Eukaryota; Fungi; Ascomycota; Sordariomycetes; Hypocreales; Ophiocordycipitaceae
Product: ribosomal protein DAP3
Exons: 2
Coding region: 1-1389 (462 amino acids)
Biological process (GO): mitochondrial translation
Cellular component (GO): mitochondrial small ribosomal subunit
Molecular function (GO): structural constituent of ribosome
Source: RefSeq, a predicted model, not a curated record